This is a messenger RNA of Heterotrigona itama, 2287 nucleotides long. NCBI's taxonomy places the organism in Eukaryota, Metazoa, Arthropoda, Insecta, Hymenoptera, Apidae. The record is from the annotation of a GenBank genome assembly.
AUGAAUACGGGAGAACGUGACGAGAAACCGUGCAACGCGAAUUACAGAAACGAUCUGCGCUUCAACGUUCGAUUGAACGUGUUGACACUGAGGCCGAUCGGAAGCUGGCCAAGGUCCUGCGACUACUCCUGGCUCGAAACGAUCGAGCACGCGUUUCUAAAUGUCCUCGGUUACGCUCUGCUCGCGUUCAUUCUCAUCCCUGGAUUCAUAUGCUUCGCCCACGAGAUCGCGGAUUUUUACGAUCAGAUGAAGCUAGGCAGCGCGCUCAGUUUCUUCUUGAUGGCGGUGAUGAAGUACUGCGUUUUCGUGGCCCGCGAGGCUGACAUACGCAGAUGCGUGGACUUGAUCGAGGACGACUGGAGGAAGGUGAAACACCACGAGGAUCGUAAGAUCAUGUUGGAGAACGCGAGCUUCAGUCGUCGAUUGAUCGCAAUCUGCGGCGCUUUCAUGUACGGAGGGGUGGUUUUCUAUUACAUCGCCCUGCCGCUCACUCGACCGAAGAUCGUGGAAGAGGGUGGCAACUUGACAUACACGGGGCUGGUUUACCCUUUUCCACGAAUACUCGCCGACGCGCGUCGCAGCCCCGUCAAUGAAAUUUUAUACACGGUUCAGUUGCUGUCUGGAUUUAUCGCUCACAAUAUCACGGUCGCCGCUUGCGGCCUGGCUGCCCUUCUCGCGAUGCACGCAUGCGGCCAGUUACAGGUUUUAAUGGCUUGGCUGGAGAAACUGGUGGAUGGGCGGGAAAACGAUGUCGAGAACCUGGAUCAGAGGUUGGCCAACAUUGUGGAGCAACACGUUCGGAUAAUCAAUUUCAUAUCUCUCACGGAGGAUCUCCUGCACGAGAUAUCGUUGGUCGAAAUCGUAGGAUGCACUAUAAAUAUGUGUUUCCUUGGGUACUAUUCCAUGAUGGAAUGGGACUCUAAGCAUCCAGUUAGAAGUUUUACGUACAUAAUAUUGCUCACGUCAGUCACGUUCAACAUUUUCAUAUUCUGUUAUAUCGGCGAGCUUUUAGCAGAGCAGACAGUAAAAGUCGGCCAAAAGUCUUACAUGAUCGAUUGGCAUCGAAUACCCUGGAAGAAGAGCCUCGUCGUUCCUUUGAUGAUUUCGAUGUCUCGUUCAACUACCAAGAUCACUGCUGGCAAUAUUAUCGAACUUUCCAUCAGUAGUUUCGGCAAUGUAAGUGUUCCCACGAACGUCUGCAACAUUUAGCCUCGCUGUAAUCAUCGAUUCCACUUGUAAAUUUUCAUGAAACAUUGUAGGUCAUCAAGACGUCGUUUGCAUACUUGAACAUAUUGCGAACACUCACGAUGUAAGGGUUUUCUUUCAGAAUGACUUCGAACGAUUGAGCGAUAUCGCGAUUUUCGUUAUGGGACGUUAGAAGGAGUAUAGAGACAUAAAUAUAUCACAUGCAGAUGUAUCUGCCUUUUAUGUGAGAACACGUUUUGUUGUUAACAAUACCAUUCGAUCUGUCAUUUUCUAACCUAUUAUCGAUAUUUUCUUUUUCCUUCUUUUAAUUUAACGGAGAAAGUUUUACAUUGCAACGUGAGAACGUCAGUUUGUUAAAAGUCUUUUCGAAAAAGACAGAGACAAUCUUUGAAGAGAAGCAUCAGAGCUGGUGAAUAUAUCUGAUAGUACUGUUGGAUCGACAUGAUAUCGCCUCUCGAUCAAAUUUACAUAAUAUCAAAAAUUAAUCGUUACAUUAUAGUUUAUCAAUACUGGCUAUUAUAUCACUCGAUUGGUAAGAUUUGAUUACUGAUAAGAUGCGUGCAGUUACUCUGAAAUUUCGCCGUACUAUCGUGAAACUCACAAACGUCGAAAGACAAAAAUAGUGUUUUAUAAUAAAAGCUUCUAUCAGUAUGUAUUUUAUCAGUCAUGUAUUCUAUUCUUCUCAACUCUACACAUUUACACGCUGUGUUUGAACAAAGUAAGUCGCUUAAACACUAAAAAAUCAUUAUAGAAGGCGGGAAUAUUUCUUGACCCUAUAAAUUCAUAUAAACUCUAUACACGUUCCACGUUCAUAUCCCGCUAUAGUACACUUUACUCACCCCAUGAAACACGGUAAUCAUACAUUCCCGCUCUUGUUCUUUGAAUCUCUCGUCCGACUUUGGAAAAAUUCACUUCGAAAGUUAUAAUUAUGAUCAACUGCGUAGGGGCGAUCACAAUUAAAAAUACAUCAAACAAAGACCGAGAAAAAGGCGGUAGAAUCCCCUUUCCAUUUUUUCCUCCUCUCGUUUCGAAUUCAACAGCGCAAGCGCGCAACAAUCAUCAAACGACCGGUGGUCAAUGA